Messenger RNA from Cyprinus carpio (common carp), 1587 nucleotides. RefSeq names its product glucose-6-phosphatase catalytic subunit 1-like. The record is from RefSeq and is a predicted model, not a curated record. Gene Ontology annotation, cellular component: membrane. Lineage: Eukaryota; Metazoa; Chordata; Actinopteri; Cypriniformes; Cyprinidae. Gene Ontology annotation, biological process: gluconeogenesis; glucose 6-phosphate metabolic process. Bases 71 to 1138 code for a protein of 355 amino acids. The transcript has 5 exons. Gene Ontology annotation, molecular function: glucose-6-phosphatase activity.
AGGCAGGCGCUGGAGGACUAUCACUCUUGACCAGCUCUAUAACACAUAGUGCCUUAGAGAAAGUCUAAACAUGAAUGCUGUGAUGGACACAUUGCACGGGUUUGGAGUGAGUAGCACCCAAUACCUGCAGACCCAUUACAAAGAUGCCCAAGGAUGGUUUCUUUUCGUAUCCUUUGCGGCAGAUCUGAGGAACACCUUCUUCAUCUUCUUUCCCAUCUGGUUCCAUCUGAAAGAAUCAGUCGGGAUCAAGCUCAUCUGGGUGGCUGUGAUAGGAGACUGGCUCAAUCUGGUCUUCAAAUGGAUCCUGUUUGGAGAACGUCCAUACUGGUGGGUCCAUGAGACUUCUUACUACAUCAACAGCUCAACGCCACAUAUUGAGCAGUAUCCCAUGACCUGUGAGACCGGCCCAGGAAGCCCAUCUGGUCAUGCUAUGGGGGCUGCUGGUGUUUACUACACAUUGGUCACUUCAAUCCUUGCCAUAAUGCUAAGCAAAGAGAAGAAAACCUCGUCUAAGGGCCUAUACUUGCGUGGUUCACUUUGGACGCUCUUCUGGACGGUCCAGGUCUGUGUUUGUCUCUCUCGAGUCUUCAUCGCCGCUCAUUUCCCACAUCAAGUUUUCGCAGGAGUUAUUUCAGGCAUGGUUGUUGCCGAGGCCUUCAACAGACAGAAAUGGAUCUACAGUGCCAGUCUAAAGAAUUACUUCAACAUCACACUGUUCCUGCUCUCUUUUGCGGUGGCCUUGUACCUGCUUCUCAAAGCUCUGGGUGUGGAUCUGCUGUGGACCCUUGAGAAAGCCCAGCGGUGGUGCGUCAAUCCAGCCUGGGUCCAUUUGGACACCACACCGUUCGCCAGCCUGUUGAGAAACAUGGGCACCCUGUUUGGUCUGGGACUCGGCCUUCACUCCCCACUGUACACGGAAAGCAAGAAGAGCAGCAGCGCUCAGGUCAGGAUAGCCUUUAUCAUCGCCUCUCUGUCUCUGCUGCAUCUCUUCGAUACCAUCAAGCCUCCCACACACACGGCUGCCCUCUUCUACCUGCUGUCUUUCUGCAAGAGCGCCACCGUUCCCCUCGUCACGGUCAGCAUCAUCCCGUACUGCAUGUCCGGAGCCCUCGGUUUACAAAGCAAAAAACAGCUUUAAGCUGGGAAAGAACUGCACAAGACUGGGAGCAACUACACAACUAUUUACAGUAUUUCAAACUAGCGUGUUUUCCAUAGUUCAUCCCAUCAGUCCAAGGAACACUGCCAGUGAACAACUUGCCUGUUUAAAUGUGUUUUCUAACUAAGGGAUGCAGAUACUUACAGUUUAAAUUAAGCACUGUUAUAAAACACAUUACAGUGGUGCGUUGUGGGAGAUAAAGAUUUGUAGAGUUUUAGUGUUUUUUAUCUUAGUGCCUUUGGAUCUACAUGAAAAGGUCUGGCAUUUGUGUUAAGUUCUUUUUUGAGAACUGAAAUUAUGAACUAGAGUAUAUGUAUAGGACAACAAAUUUUGUCCAUCCUAAGAUGUGGACUUUUUUUGAUGUAUUUUCUGUAAUAUUUUAUUUUUUUGGAAAUGCUUUAGGUCAUUUUUAAUAAAACACUGAAAAUAUA